This is a messenger RNA of Anneissia japonica, 360 nucleotides long. Its product is annotated as adhesion G-protein coupled receptor D1-like. Gene Ontology annotation, cellular component: membrane. Gene Ontology annotation, molecular function: G protein-coupled receptor activity. The transcript is spliced from 4 exons. The record is from RefSeq and is a predicted model, not a curated record. The annotation marks the transcript as partial. NCBI's taxonomy places the organism in Eukaryota, Metazoa, Echinodermata, Crinoidea, Comatulida, Comatulidae. Gene Ontology annotation, biological process: adenylate cyclase-activating G protein-coupled receptor signaling pathway; cell surface receptor signaling pathway.
AUAUUGUGCAAAAUUGUUCUAGUGAAUCUCCAAUACUUCUUCAUUGUCAGUCAUAUCUGGAUGAUGUUGGAGGGAGUAGAUCUGCUAAUGACAGUACAUAAUAAUCUGCGCCACAAGAAUCCAAAUACUAGUGUGUACAUUGCGUUUGGUUGGGUAAUGCCAUUAUGCAUAGUUGGCUGCACGUUUCUUAUUGAUUCGCCUAUUAACAGUACGAACGACUUAUGUUGUUUGGAGGUGUGGAUAACAUGGGCUUUUGUUACCUCUGCACUGGUUACAAUCGCUGUCAACUCCUGUAUACUUUUUAUUGUAAUUCGGAUAUUUUUAGGAUUACAAAAGAUCAAGAGGCAACAAAUCAGGUAA